CCUUCCGGGCCGCCCCGGAAGCGGCGCCGAGCGGGUCCCGCCCGCCGCCGGCACCGGCCGCGCGUCGGUGACACCGGAGCCCCGCGGGGAGGCCGCGAGCCGGUGAGUGCGGGGCGAGGCCGCGCUCCGCCGCUGCCCGUGCGGGGCUGUCCCGGGGCGCGGGGAGCGGCCGAGGGGGACGCGCCGGGGUCCUCCCCGCGGUUCCGGGGCUGCGGCGGCGCUGGGACGCACCCGGGACCCCGCGGCGGGUGUUCCCCGUACCGGGCUCGCUCCCGUCCCUCCCUCCGUGCCCGGUGCCCCGGGCCGCCGCCCCUCCCUCCACGAUGCCGGACCGCGACGGUCGCGACGGCUACGCCACGGGCGGCAGCGGCGACGAGUCGGGCGCCGGCGCCGACGACGACAUCUGCCGCGACUUCCUGCGCAACGUCUGCAAGCGGGGCAAGCGCUGCCGCUUCCGGCACCCCGACAUCUCCGAGGUCACCAACCUGGGCGUGCGCAAGAACGAGUUCAUCUUCUGCCACGACUUCCAGAACAAGGAGUGCGUGCGCCUCAACUGCCGCUUCAUCCACGGCACCAAGGAGGACGAGGACUGCUACAAGAAGACGGGCGAGCUGCCGCCGCGCCUGCGGCAGAAGGUGGCGGCGGGGCUGGGCCUGUCGCCCGCGGAUCUGCCCAACAGCAAGGAGGAGGUGCCGAUCUGCCGGGAUUUCCUCAAGGGCGACUGCCAGCGCGGCGCCAAGUGCAAGUUCCAGCACCUGCAGCGGGACUACGAGUACGAGGCGCGCGGCCGCGAGCAGGGCCGGCGCUACGAGCCCUACGACGGCCUCUACGACCCCGACGAGCCGGUGCUGAAGCGGCGGCGGGCGGAGGGGCUCUACGAGAGCUACGAGUACGGCUUCGCCAGCCCGCGGGCCGUGGAGUACCGGCUGCUGGAGGAGGAGAACGUGCUGCUGAGGAAACGGGUGGAGGACCUCAAGAAGCAGGUGAACAACCUGCUGGCCACCAACGAGGUGCUGCUGGAGCAGAACGCGCAGUUCCGGAACCAGGCCAAGGUGAUGACGCUCAGCUCCACGGCCACGGCCACCGAGCAGACGCUGGCGCCCACGGUGGGGACGGUGACCAACUACAACCACAGCAUCGCCCAGACGCACACCACGCUCAGCAGCCAGGCCCUGCAGCCGCGCCCCGUCACCCAGCAGGAUUUGGUGGCGCCGGCCGGCGCUCAGGCCGCCCCGCCGGCCAACGCCGCGCCCCCCAUGAACCCCGAGAUCGCGCCGCUGUCGGCGGCUCUGGCGCAGACCAUCGCCCAGGGCAUGGCGCCCCCGCCCGUGUCCAUGGCGCCCGUGGCCGUGUCGGUGGCGCCGGUGGCCGUGUCCAUGGCGCAGCCGCUGGGUGGCAUCACCAUGAGCCACGCCACCACGCCCAUGGUCACCUACCCCAUCGCCUCGCAGAGCAUGAGGAUAACGGCCAUGCCGCACUGACCCGGACGCACGGACACGUGGACACACGGACGCUGUGGGUGCUGUGUGUGAGGGGGGCUGUGCGUGUUCCGCCUCCCCGGAGCCCCGUGGACGGACUGAGCGCCGGGGCUGAGGCCAGGGGUGGCUCCCCGUGCCCUGUAAUGUUUUCAGCUAUUAAAACAACAAAAAAACAAAA
Molecule: messenger RNA, 1656 nt
Organism: Oenanthe melanoleuca
Lineage: Eukaryota; Metazoa; Chordata; Aves; Passeriformes; Muscicapidae
Gene: ZC3H10
Product: zinc finger CCCH-type containing 10
Exons: 2
Coding region: 324-1481 (385 amino acids)
Molecular function (GO): metal ion binding
Source: RefSeq, a predicted model, not a curated record